UUUUAAAUUCGCUUUUUGACAAAAGCUUGAACAGUUUUAUGGAACGAAUGUUUCAAUGAACGUUCUCAACAAAAAGUGUUGGCGAGCGUCAUAACGCUUUGCAUUGAUUGAAAUGCGAUACUAUUUAUUAAUAGAUGCCUUAUUAGAUAAAGUCAUUUGCGGCGAGCGGCAAACCUCAAAAAAAAAUAAAGCACUUUUACCGAGCAUAUAUAGCUUAGCCUUUUGUAAACCAAAGAGGAUAAACGGGAAAGUGAGUAUAAUCAAAGGUCAUUAUUUUUUCAUUUGACCUUACGGGAAAAGGAACACCCUCCGACCCUAAAGUCCCUUAGAUUAUUGGAACGUAAAAAAACAUCCGGUCAAGAAUUACAAUUUGUUGUAGUUCAUCUCAAGUCACGAUUUGAAAAAUCGCUGGCAAAAACAACAAAACAGGAAACUCAAUCACGCUUAAUAUGUUGACAAGCAGCGGAGGAAAUUUAAGAGUUGGUCAGCAAAACAGACAUUAUUUCUUUUCAACGUAUUUCAGCGACUUCGGGCUGACGGUGAAAGAGCGAGGAGAGCCACAAGAACGAGAUACGUGCGAGAGGCGCGCGUGGAAGAACGCGUGGCGGGGCGAAAGGGUUGCACUAGUUUACUGGCGAGUCCCAUGGAAAAAUGCCAAAGGAGAACGAAUGCGAGGAGAAUUGCCACACCUACCUUACGGGCACUUUCACCAAGUGAAUUUCUUUGGUCGACCGCUGUCCAAGAUACACGGCCCAAUUUACUACAUCUGGCAUUGUCUGACACCAGUUGUGAUCUUAGCUGACGCAGAUGCCAUUCGCUCGUUCUAUACCGACCACUACUCGCACCAGCGCGACCGAGAUUUCACCUGCCUCGGCACCGUUUUCAAAGACAUUUUAGGAAAUUGCUUGGCAACCAGCCACGGGCGUGACGAGGUGAGACGAUGCCGCGGCCCUUUCGAGAAAUACUUCUCUUCCAGUGCUGUUUCGGCCACUCUGCGUACGAUUGGACGAGAGUGCACCACAUUCCUAAAUUCCUUACCAGUUGGUAGGCCGGUGGAUCUUCAAAAGGAGGGUCUUGCCAACGUCACACUUCGUGUACUUGUGCAAGUCGUCUACGGAGAAGAAGUCCUACAAAAAUAUUUCCAACGUAUCAUGGAGGUCAGUGAUUUGCUUCAGGAUGCCGUCAAUCAGUUUAAUGUGGGUGAAACCAGGCUGCCAUUCUACUCCUAUGUUCCGAGUAAGGUGAACAAGACGGCUCAGGCCUUCAACGAAGCAUGGGAGGCGUUUAACCUUUUCUUGUUUGAAGAAUACGAGGAGGGACGACUCAGGUCUAAUGAUGGAUUAUUCUUUAUCAUGAUGGAACAACUGAAGACUCACGCACUCGACUUGGGAGAGCAAGAGCUAUUUCAUUCUGUGAAUGAAAUCCUGCUCUUGAAUAUUGACGUCAGCUUCGCUGCCACUUCGUUUGCCUUGGCCGAUCUUGCUCGUUACACUUCCGUUCAAGAAAUAGUUCAACAGGAAGUAGACGAUAUAUUAUUAGGGGCUGACCCGAGUUCAUCUGAAGACCUGGAUAACAAGCUACCUUAUAUGGAGAUGGUUCUGAAAGAAAGUGCCCGGAUGAACCCAGCAUUGGCGCUUAGUCUCCCUGAGAGAACAGUGAAACCUGUCACUGAUAUUGGAGGUUAUCAAAUUCCAAAAGGGACUCCCGUUUGCGUGGAUACCCAGUCACUGAACUUUUCCGAGAAGUAUUGGAGAAACCCUGACAAAUUCGACCCCAGUCGCUUCGCGAACGGCGCAAGACCAGUGCCAGGCUCUCUCUUCCGCUUUGGUAUGGGUCCAAGGAAAUGCUUGGGUUAUCGGUAUGCCCUGGCAAUCACCCGAAUAGUUGUUGCUUCUGUUUUACAGAGGUACAAUCUCCAACUUGCCAAUCCUGACGCUGCAAGGCGUGUGAAGACCAAAGGAAUGACUUUCUUCACACCUUUUCUUUGUCCAGAGAUAAUAUUCAACGAGAGACUUAAAAACAAUGCUUGAACUUUAAAGUUGAGUUCAGCUCACGGACGGUCAGAUUUCUUCCCCGAGUUAUUUUGAUUUUCCUGAUAGUCUGUCAAAUAUUCUUGAAUAUUCUUCUCAUUAAAGAGGAAAAUGAAAAAUAAAAGUUUAAAGAACCA
Molecule: messenger RNA, 2167 nt
Organism: Pocillopora damicornis (cauliflower coral)
Lineage: Eukaryota; Metazoa; Cnidaria; Anthozoa; Scleractinia; Pocilloporidae
Molecular function (GO): oxidoreductase activity, acting on paired donors, with incorporation or reduction of molecular oxygen; heme binding; iron ion binding
Source: RefSeq, a predicted model, not a curated record